AUUAAUUAAAAUUAUUAAAUCCAUGAUGAUAAAAUUUAAUUUAUUUAACUUAAUUUUAUUAUCAUAUACUAUAACGUGUAUGGGCGGAAAACGAUCGGCGCCACCAAACGUAAUCGUAUUCAUGACGGACGACAUGGGUUGGGCGGACGUGGGCUACCACUCGGACCACGUGCUCACCCCUAACAUCGACACACUGGCGGCCGAUGGCAUCAUUUUGAACCAGUAUUACACACAACCCCUCUGUAGUCCGAGUAGGGGUGCGCUCCUGACUGGUGUACAUCCGAUACACACCGGACUACAAAACUGCGUAAUCCUUGACACACAGCCCAUUGGUCUGCCCCUACACUUCAAACUCUGGCCCCAGUAUCUCAAACAAUAUGAUUACGCCACACAUAUUGUUGGAAAGUGGCACCUAGGUCACAUGCAACGAGAACACACACCAACAUACCGGGGCUUUGACAGUCACGUGGGUUUCUGGUCGGCAUACGAGACCUAUUUUAAUCACACGAAUUGCGACUUCAGGAACAGGUGUGGACUGGACUUCCGGCAUAACAUGGAUUUGAUAACAAACGCGUCGGGAGUUUAUUCGACCCAUUAUUUCACCGACAGAUGUCGCCAUGUUAUAGAUAAUCAUAAUCAAUCGAAACCACUAUUCCUGUACAUGCCCUACCAGUCCCUUCAUUCGGCCGCUUUGAAUCGGACACUGGAGGCGCCACAGGAGUACAUCGAUAAGUUUGGUCACAUUGAGUCCGACUAUAGGCGCCGACUGGCGGCCAUGGCUUACGCAAUGGACGAGUCGAUUGGGGAUAUUGUCGAGCGUUUGAAUGCUAACAAUAUGUUGGAAAAUAGUAUAAUUAUAUUUAUUACCGAUAAUGGUGGUGAUCCAGUUCAUUUAUUCGGUAAUGGUGGAUUAAAUUGGCCCUUGAGGGGUAGCAAGGUGCACUUGUUUGAAGGGGGUGUUAGAGUACCGGCGUUUAUAUGGAGCCCAUUGUUGAACAAAAGUGGUUACGUAUCGGACGCCAUGAUUCACGUGACAGACCUGUUGCCCACCGUUUUGGACGCAAUCAACAGCACCGGUAUUCACGAUGAGGCAAAUAUUUAUGGAGUUUCCCAAUGGAGUACCCUAUCAAACCAAAAACGCCCGGUGCGUUGGGAAAUCAUACACAACGUGGACCCGGUGUGGAACAUGUCGGCCAUACGGUGGUACGAUUGGAAAUUGGUACAAUCACCAAUACCCCCGUACAGGGUGGACGGGGACAGUCGUACGCACUUUGCUUACCAAGGAGGCAUAAGCAUAGACACCCAGACCUACUGGGCCCUACAGAUGUCCGAUAGGCUAAGCUGUAAAGCCAGUAAAGUAUUAUCACUAAUGGGAAGGCGCGCUGACUAUAACGUACUCCAGGGGUCGGUAGUUGAGUGCCCGGAGCCACCUCUACCGGGAGAGGUCGCUACGUGUGAUAGGAGUCUGUGUUUGUUUAACGUAAGGGACGACCCGUGCGAACGGCGCGACCUAUUGGCUGAGACGGAGCCCGAGUUUGUGGACUUUUUGUGGAGUAAAUUAGUGGAGUUUAAUAGGACGGCUGUCCCGCCCCUAUCCCUCGUACCCCUGGACCCUAAGGGUGACCCUCGACUGCAUAAUAAUAGUUGGAUUAAUUGGUUGGAUAAUGAUGUGGAUAUGGGUGCUGAUGGACAGUAUUAA
Messenger RNA from Oppiella nova, 1699 nucleotides. NCBI's taxonomy places the organism in Eukaryota, Metazoa, Arthropoda, Arachnida, Sarcoptiformes, Oppiidae. The record is from the annotation of a GenBank genome assembly.